Molecule: messenger RNA, 1807 nt
Organism: Cucumis sativus (cucumber)
Lineage: Eukaryota; Viridiplantae; Streptophyta; Magnoliopsida; Cucurbitales; Cucurbitaceae
Exons: 2
Coding region: 71-1579 (502 amino acids)
Source: RefSeq, a predicted model, not a curated record
UCAUUGAGGGUUUUGAACAUAUAGAAAACAGUUUGGAGACCCAUUACCAUUACACACACAAUUAUACAAAAUGAUGGGAUUUGCACCUCCUAAAAUAACUGGUAUUCCGUUGCCGGAGACGCCCAAGAAAGAAGGAAGCUACAAACUUGACUCGUCGUCCUUCGACGACAAAUCCAUAAUCCCUAAAUAUUUUGCUUUGCAAAACUAUAGUCCAAGACAUCCCCAGCCAAGAACUGCACCAUUUCUACAGAAUAGACAUGAAAGUGGAUACCUUGAAUUCAAUGGCGAACACAGCCUCCUCAGUCCAUUUUCAAAAUUCGAAUCCGAGAUCUCCGAAUCCGACCCGAAACUCAUCCACAUAAGAUGUACGGACAACAACAAAUAUUGGGUUCGCAAAUCAUCCGACUCCAACCACAUUGUACCCACUGCCACCAAGAAAGAAGACAACCGAUCCAAGUCGUCGUGCACUUUGUUCCAGCCAAUCUACGAUGCCAAACAUAAGGCUUACUGCUUUCGGCACGUGCAGCUCGGUUACGAAUUGUUUCGUGAUAAGACCAACCGGUUAUUGGCUAGGGAGACUGGUAAACCAGAUUCUGAAAGGGAGGAUGCAUAUGGUGUAUUCACCAAAGUUAUUGAUUGGAAUUCGUUAUGUGUGUUCCCAAAACGUGUGACCUUAAAAGGCUUCAAUGGCAGGUACUUGAGAUAUGAGGGUAAGUAUUUGCAAGUAACUGGAGUGAAUAAUCAUCCAUCUCUUAUCCACGAGAUCUACCCUCAGAAGGAUGGAAAUCUUAAAAUCAAGAAUCUUGACUCCGGAAGGUUCUGGAUCUAUGAUCCUGAUUGGAUAGUCGCUACGGCUGGAGAUGGAAAUAGAGACGAUCCGAAAUUAUUGUUUCGACCUGUGAGCCUUCACGACAACGUCGUGUUUUUUCACAGCUUAGGAAACACUGCCAUCUGCGCCAUUAUAUCCGUGGAUAACAAGGAAAAUUGUUUGAAUGCUACUGAAUCAGAUCCUACUGAAGAAACCCAAUUUAAAGUUUCAGAAGAUUAUGUACUACAAAGAAGAAAAAUAGACAAGAUGCAGUAUAAGCUUGAAAAUGGAAGGAUUUAUGGGGAGAGAGUUUGGUCAGUGGCCAAAGGAUAUGCCAUUAACAAAACCGAAAAACCUGAUAAAAUCAAAUUCACUUUCUCUUUUGAAGACAAAAGGAACAAGAAAUGGACCAGCAUAUUUGCCAAACAAUUUGAAGCCACCAAGAUUUUUAAUGCUGAGUUUCCUUCGAUAAAAGACGGGGAAGUUAUUAAAGGAAAUACUAUUGGUGGACCAUACACAUGGAGAGAAACUGAUGAUAAAGAUAAAAUUUUGAUGUCUUGUAAUAGCACCAUCACUGUACCUCCCAAGUCGAAAGUGAAGGUUAAUGUCGUCGUCAAACGGGGGUUUUGCGAAGUCCCUUUUUCGUAUACUCAAAUCGAGACUAGUCUAGAGGGACGAAACAAUACACAGUCAUACAACGAUGGAGUUUUCACCGGAGUUAAUUCGUACCAAUUCCAGAUAACGACUGAUAAGGUAGCAUUGCCUGUCUGAAUAAAAGGUAAAUUAUUGGCAUUGUUUUGUGUGUUUUAUUCUGGUAUGUGUGGUAAUAAAGAAUAAUGUGGUUCAACCACGUAUAUGACCACACACCUUUUCUAUCCUUCAUUUACUUUUGAAGUUUGUCAAUUGUGUGUUCUUAUGUUUGGAGUGUGUUUGUGAUUGUUGUGUUACAUUUGAAGUUUAAUUAAUUAUAUGAUCAAUUCAUACUUUUCUAUUUGCUCA